Alnus glutinosa is the source of this 1554-nucleotide messenger RNA. RefSeq names its product UDP-glucose 4-epimerase GEPI48-like. The record is from RefSeq and is a predicted model, not a curated record. The transcript has 9 exons. Gene Ontology annotation, cellular component: cytosol. Gene Ontology annotation, biological process: galactose metabolic process; rRNA processing. Lineage: Eukaryota; Viridiplantae; Streptophyta; Magnoliopsida; Fagales; Betulaceae. Gene Ontology annotation, molecular function: RNA binding; UDP-glucose 4-epimerase activity. The coding region runs from base 248 to 1294 and encodes 348 amino acids.
AAUCCAUGUCCAACUUCACCACGUGGCACAUCUCUCUCUCAAUCUCAUUCCUAUCUUUUAUUCGUUUCCUUUAAGAAACCAAAAUUUUAGCGUUUAAUUUGUUCUGUUACCAAAAACGACAACGGUGGCGACAGCUACAAUCCUUCCUAUAAAUCGGCCUCCUCCUCUUCUUGUUGCGACCAGAAGGCUUUCGAAGCUUUGUUGUUAUUGCAACGGUCUUGGUUUUUGCAGCGGUGUUUCGGUUAUUAUGGCGAAGAGCAUCUUGGUCACCGGCGGAGCCGGUUAUAUUGGGAGCCACACGGUGCUCCAGCUCCUGCUGGGCGGGUUCAGGACCGUCGUCGUUGACAACCUCGACAACUCCUCGGCCGUCGCGCUCGACCGAGUCAAACUGCUCGCCGGUGAUCUCGGCGACAACCUUCUCUUUCACAAGGUGGACCUCCGGGACAAACCAGCACUUGAACAAAUUUUUGCUUCAACACAAUUUGAUGCUGUCAUACACUUCGCUGGGCUGAAGGCAGUUGGUGAAAGUGUGAAAAAACCAUUGCUCUACUAUAACAACAAUUUAAUUGGGACAAUUACUUUGUUAGAAGUCAUGGCUGCACAUGGAUGCAAAAAGCUUGUGUUCUCAUCUUCAGCUACUGUCUAUGGUUGGCCAAAGGAGGUCCCAUGUACAGAAGAGUUUCCCCUUUCUGGUGCAAACCCAUAUGGACGAACCAAGCUUUUCAUUGAAGAAAUUUGUCGUGAUGUAUACGGCUCAGACACUGAAUGGAAGAUCAUGUUGCUAAGAUACUUCAAUCCAGUUGGCGCACAUCCUAGUGGUGAUAUUGGUGAGGAUCCCCGUGGAAUUCCAAACAACCUCAUGCCCUUCGUGCAGCAAGUUGCUGUUGGCAGGCGACCAGCCUUAACAGUUUAUGGAAAUGAUUAUUCAACUAAGGAUGGUACCGGGGUACGUGACUACAUUCACGUUGUUGAUUUAGCUGAUGGGCACAUUGCUGCUUUGUGCAAGCUGGAUGAGCCUGGCAUAGGUUGUGAGGUUUACAACUUGGGUACUGGAAAAGGUACAUCAGUUCUGGAGAUGGUUGCUGCAUUUGAAAAGGCAUCUGGAAAGAAACUUCCACUCGUAAUGGCUGGGCGGCGACCUGGUGACGCUGAAACUGUUUAUGCAUCAACAGAGAAAGCAGAAAAGGAAUUGAAUUGGAAGGCAAAAUAUGGCAUCAACGAGAUGUGCCGGGAUCAAUGGAACUGGGCCAGCAAAAACCCUUAUGGCUAUGAAUCUCCGGACUCCACGAACUAGAACUUUGUUUUUAUUUAGUUUUGCAGUUGUCUGUCACCCGUGGUGUCAUGCUUUUGCGGCCUUCUGAGAUUAGGGCUUCCCUGAACUUUGUUGGCGGAUUUUAAGCUGAUAAUCAUUGUGGUGUUAACAUUCUAGGUUACCUGCCAAGCAAUCUUGGUUUCUUUGUUCCAUCAUAAAAGGUUUAGUAUGUCUCCCCAAUUAGACAUUAGUGGGACAUAACCAUUUUUAUCUAAUAUAAUUGCAACCUUUUCUUCCCUGAA